Messenger RNA from Adineta ricciae, 402 nucleotides. NCBI's taxonomy places the organism in Eukaryota, Metazoa, Rotifera, Eurotatoria, Adinetida, Adinetidae. The record is from the annotation of a GenBank genome assembly.
AUGAAUUUAUUCAUUUUUUUGUCUUUAUUCAUUUUAAUAAAAUUCCCUGCAGCAGAAACAAAUGAUAUUUGUAAUCAUGGACAAUUGAUUUCAACUGUUAAUGAAACUGAAUUCGAUUGUAAAUGUGAUCGUGGUUGGAUCAAUUCAAAAGAUCAAACAAAUUAUUGUAAUUAUGAACAAAAAUCUCAAUUGGCAUCUUUUCUUCUUUCAUUUUUUCUUGGACUUUUCGGUGCUGAUUGGUAUUAUUUAAGUGUUGGAAAUGGUGGUUAUAUAGCUGGGGCUAUUUUUAAAAUGUUAACUCUUGGUGGAUUUGGUAUUUGGUGGUUAGUUGAUUGGAUUAGAAUCUUAACAAAUGCAUUUCCUGAUGGAAAUGGACAACCAUUACUUCCAUGGAAUCCAUGA